CGGUCACACUGCUCGGCUAGGCGUGCAAAAAUAAAUAAAAUAGCAAAAUAAAAGAAAUAAACUACAAUUAGGUUAUUAUUGUCAUCGGAGUAUAAAGGAAAUGCAUGGAUAUAUAAGGCCAGUCCGGUGACAAGGCCAUAGCAAUGACAGAAAAGUCGGAGCUCGCCUCGAAUGUGGAGAACUCUGAAUUGGAACAGUCGGUGGCUUCUUCUUCCCCCAGUGGACCUCCUCCACAGAUAAUGGUAAAAUCUGAGAAGCUUGAUGCUGAGGUUGAGGCAAAGCUGCGAGCCUUGAAUGCGAAGAAUAAGUCGGAUCAGGAGCGAGGAAAUAACAAUGACCAGCAGCAGGAUGACGACUCGGAAGACGAUGACGAUGACUGUGAUGGCGAGGGCGAUGGCGACGGCUCUUCUGUGGACGAUAAAAAGGCCAUUGCGCCGGUAAAGUCAUCCAACGAAAUACUCGCCGAACUCUUUGGCGUUUUCAAUGCAGCGCCGCCAGCGGAGUUGCUCGACGACAAGAAUCUGCUGAAGCUCAAGCACAAAAAGGUCAAAAAGGAGAAGAAAAAGAAGAAGAAAGCGUCCAAGUCGGAUGGCGAGUGGUCCGACUCGGAGGCGGAGGGCAAGCACAAGCACCGGCGGAAAAAGCACAAGCACAAACACAAAGACACCAAGGAAAAGGAAAAGGAUCGCGACAAGGCCAAGGAGAAGGAGAGACCAGCUGUUGCUCCUGUUGCCUCCGUGGUUUCUGCCUGUGUUAAAGAGAAAGAGAAGCCUGAGACUAAGAAACGGCCCACGGAGAGAAGCAACCAUGCGGCGGAUGUCCUGCCACCAAAGCGGGAGAAGCGGGAUCGGGAGCGAGAACGUGACCGCAGCCACAAUAGCUUCUACAAUGGCUACAGGGACAACGAACGGAUCAGCGAACGGCCCAGUACCAAGGCUCGGGACAUGUCCGAUGUUUCGCUCUCCGACGAGGAAUCUUAUCUCCGCGAGAAGGCCUCCUCCAAUGGACGUCGGCGACCUCAGAACAGCUUCUACGACGUGAAAGAAGAGCACAAAGAGGAGCCCAACCAGCAGCACCACAGCAAGCGCAACGCUCGAGACACGGGCUCGAGGCGGCCACGACGGUCAAGGUCUCGCUCAAGGUCACGCUCCCGACCCCGAGAUUUGGGCAUUGACAAAAAGCGGCUGCUGGAGGUGGCGCGCAAGAAUGCCAUCCAUAUGUUCAAGCGGGGAAAUCUGCCGGGAGUGGCCGAUAUGACGCCCGAGGUGAAGGACAAGGUACUGAUCAAGAUGCGCUAUGGCGGACGCACCGUCCAGGAUUUGACGGACUUCUGCAAGAAGAUCUCCAGCGGAGAUGCGCUGUCCGACCUGAGCUCUGACGAGGAGUCCGAUACGGAUAAGAAUGGGAAUGCCAAGGCCUUCCACCACCCCUUCCAGCUGAAGGAGCGGGAACCGAUUGUGAUGCACAUCCGCAACUCCACGCCGAUACAGCCGCGGAGGGAGGAUCAAACCAAGGCCAUAACCAUGCAGUUCCCCGUGUCCUCUGGCCAGGCACAUCGCAUCACCGAGGCCUGGGUGCCUGUGGAGCGCAAGGAUGCGUUAGCGCCACUCCCAUCGCUACCGCCCGUCAAACAAUCCACGAAUAUCUUCCAGGACAUACAGAAGAAUGUGUUUGCCAAAUCCAUCCCGGCCCUGGAGCAGCAAGAGCCCGCCUUUAAGCCGAUAGGUGGACCAGCAGCAUUGGAAUCGUCUACGUCUGUGUCAUCACCUGCACCUGUGCCCGCACCUGUACCCGUUCCCGCGCCGGUUCCUCUGUCUCGUCCAGAGCCAGUUCCAGCUCCAGCUGUGGCUCCAGUCAACGCAUUCACUCCCGCUCCGAUACCAUUUGUGCCUGAGGUUCCCAUACCAUCUGCCACAACACCCGUGACUCCCAGCAGAUCAGCAGCUAUGCGGCAGUCGUCACAGAGUGCUUCCAUCUUUCCGGAGACGUUGCCGCUCAGCAUGGAUGUGUCGAGCAUCAUCACACAGCGGCUCAGCGCCAUUCGUCGACUACAGACAAAUCCCACCGACUGCGAGGCCAUCAAAAUGAUGCACAACGCACAGCGGGACAUGUCCUCGUGGGCGUCCUCGAAGCAUCUGCCAGGCCAAUUCACGGGCAGCACGGGGGCGCAUGUGAUGAAGGCCCAUGAGCUGAAUAGUGGACCGCAGCUGUGGGUACGCCGGGAUCAGCUGACCUCCACGAAGCCUGUGACCGGUGGCAUGGGCAUGGCUCUGUUGCAGAAAAUGGGCUGGAAGCCUGGCGAGGGACUGGGACGAUGCAAAACGGGCUCUCUGCAGCCUCUCCUGCUGGAUGUGAAACUGGACAAACGAGGCCUGGUGUCCCGCGAAGAUAUUAAACUGCAGCCGAACCGCCCGGCGGCGGGGCAUCGUAAGAACAAGAACAGCGGCGGUGGUGGUGUCGGGGGCGGCGGUCCUGGCCAGAGUGGACCCCCACCAAUGGUGGUAACGAUGGACAAGCAUCCCGUGUGUGUGCUCAAUGAGCUGACCUCGAAGAACCGGUGGACGCCGCCACAGUACACGCUGCAACAGGAAUCGGGUCCGUCUCACAUACGCAGUUUUCUCUUCUCCGUGGAGAUCAAUGGGAAUUCGUACACACCCGAUCGGCCGUGCAACAACAAGAAGGAGGCAAAGCUAAAUGCGGCCAAAUUGUGUUUGGAAAAGUUGGGCAUCUUGCAGCCCAGUUAGGAUAAAGAUAAUAUCAGGAUCUAUUCUGUAAACUUUACAUGUAAAUACGUAUAAAAUUAGUUUUAAAUCUGA
This is a messenger RNA of Drosophila subobscura, 2816 nucleotides long. It is a transcript of the gene Son, whose product is annotated as protein SON. The transcript has 2 exons. Bases 144 to 2744 code for a protein of 866 amino acids. Gene Ontology annotation, biological process: regulation of cell cycle; regulation of mRNA splicing, via spliceosome. NCBI's taxonomy places the organism in Eukaryota, Metazoa, Arthropoda, Insecta, Diptera, Drosophilidae. The record is from RefSeq and is a predicted model, not a curated record. Gene Ontology annotation, molecular function: RNA binding.